AUGCUUUCUGCUUCCAGAUCAUGUAUCAAGCGUGGCUAUGCCACCGGAACCGCCAAGACGCUGAAAAUCGGUCUGAUCCCAGGUGACGGUAUCGGAAGAGAGGUCAUCCCAGCCGGUCGCCAGGUCCUCGAGGCCUUGCCAUCCGAGUAUAAUCUCAAGUUUGAGUUUGUGGAUCUGCUCGCUGGUUUUGAGCUUUUCAAGAAGACCGGAACCGCCUUGCCAGAGGAGACCGUCCAGGCCCUGCAAGGUUCCUGUGAUGGUGCUUUGUUUGGAGCUGUUUCCUCGCCAACCACCAAGGUGGCCGGCUACUCUUCGCCAAUUGUGGCUCUGAGAAAGAAGAUGGGUCUUUAUGCCAACGUUCGUCCCGUCAAGUCGGUUGACGGUAUCGGUAGACCCGUCGACAUGGUGAUUGUUCGUGAGAACACCGAAGAUUUGUACAUCAAGGAGGAGAGAAUCUUCGAAAAGGAUGGUCAAAAGGUGGCUGAGGCCAUCAAGAGAAUCACCGAGAGAGCCACCACCAACAUUGGUAAGAUGGCUCUGGACAUUGCUUUGCAGAGACAGAAGGUGCGUGAGUUGGGAGGUGCUUCCCUGCACUCUGUUCCUUCUCUGACCGUCACCCACAAGUCCAACGUGUUGUCUGUUUCUGACGGUUUGUUCAGAGAAACCAUUAGAAACCUGUACGACGCCAACCUCGAGAAAUACGGCUCUGUUGAGUACAAGGAGCAGAUUGUCGACUCUAUGGUGUACAGAAUGUUCCGUGAGCCUGAGAUCUUUGACGUUGUCGUUGCUCCCAACCUGUACGGUGAUAUCCUCUCUGAUGGUGCUGCUGCUCUUGUUGGUUCUUUAGGUGUUGUUCCAUCUGCCAAUGUUGGUGACAACUUUGCCAUUGGUGAGCCAUGUCACGGUUCUGCUCCAGACAUCGAGGGCAGAGGUAUCUCCAACCCAAUUGCCACGAUUCGUUCCACUGCGUUGAUGCUUGAGUUCAUGGGCUAUGCUGAGCCUGCUGCCAAGAUUUACGCUGCUGUCGAUGCCAACCUGGGCGAGGACACCAUCAAGACCCCAGACUUGGGCGGAAAGUCCACUACCCAGGAGGUUGUUGAUGACAUUCUCAAGCGUUUCUAA
Molecule: messenger RNA, 1122 nt
Organism: Kuraishia capsulata CBS 1993
Lineage: Eukaryota; Fungi; Ascomycota; Pichiomycetes; Pichiales; Pichiaceae
Exons: 2
Coding region: 1-1122 (373 amino acids)
Biological process (GO): isocitrate metabolic process; tricarboxylic acid cycle
Cellular component (GO): mitochondrion
Molecular function (GO): NAD binding; magnesium ion binding; isocitrate dehydrogenase (NAD+) activity
Source: RefSeq, a predicted model, not a curated record